Pectinophora gossypiella (pink bollworm) is the source of this 5080-nucleotide messenger RNA. It is a transcript of the gene qm, whose product is annotated as terpene synthase. Gene Ontology annotation, molecular function: prenyltransferase activity. Gene Ontology annotation, biological process: isoprenoid biosynthetic process. The transcript has 8 exons. The record is from RefSeq and is a predicted model, not a curated record. Lineage: Eukaryota; Metazoa; Arthropoda; Insecta; Lepidoptera; Gelechiidae. The coding region runs from base 180 to 1118 and encodes 312 amino acids.
UCUGCCUGCGCGCCACCCGCACUUGCACCCGUUUGCAAGCAAGUUGCCUACCUGUCAUUCUUGAUUCUUCUCAUAAGCCGUUCGUGAGUCGGGAAAAAUUGAUUUUCCUAAAGCCGAUACCUUCUUUAUCUUUUCAUUGUUUUUUGCUUUUUGUUCGACAAACAGUAAAUCAGGCAACAAUGUCUGUGUCAACAAAGAGUGGUGACAAGGAACAGGACGAGAAAAUCUUAAUGCCGUACACAUACAUAUCCCAAGUGCCCGGGAAACAGAUCCGGACGAAGUUGAUAUCCGCAUUCAACUACUGGCUCAAGAUCUCCGAUGAUAAAAUACGCUCUGUUGGGGAGAUUGUGCAGAUGCUCCACAACUCCAGCUUACUCAUCGACGACAUCCAAGACAACUCGAUCCUGCGGCGCGGCAUCCCCGUGGCGCACUCCAUCUACGGAGUCGCCAGCACCAUCAACGCUGCCAACUACGUCAUGAUCGUCGCGCUCGAGAAGACCUUGGAGCUGGGGCAUCCAUUGGCGACGACGGUGUACACGGAGCAGCUGCUGGAACUCCACCGCGGACAGGGCAUGGAGAUCUACUGGCGAGACAACUUCCGCUGCCCCUCCGAGGACGAAUACAAGCAGAUGACCAUCAAGAAAACUGGUGGGUUAUUUAUGCUGGCGAUCCGCCUGAUGCAGCUGUUCAGCGACAACAAGUCAGACUUCAGCAAGCUGUCGGCCAUCCUCGGGCUCUACUUCCAGAUUCGCGACGACUACUGCAACCUUUGUCUACAAGAGUACUCGGAGAACAAGAGCUACUGCGAGGACCUGACGGAGGGCAAGUUCUCGUUCCCCAUAAUCCACGCGAUACGCAACCAGGACGGCGACAACCAAGUACUACACAUCCUGCGGCAACGUACGCGCGACGUGGAGGUGAAGCGGUACUGCAUCUCCUUGCUGGAGCGGCUCGGGAGCUUCCGCUACACGCGGGACACGCUGCACAGCCUCGACCAGGAGGCGAGGGCAGAGGUGGCCAGGUUAGGCGGCAAUCCACACUUCGCGGCACUUCUAGAUGAGCUGCUUAGUUGGCGACGGAACAAAAACCCCAGAGACCUGGAUCCUAACUCUGUAUAGGCAACACUUACCAAGUCUCGACAACUCUCGACAAGUCUUGACAAGUCUCGACAAGUCUUGACAAGUCUCGACAAGUCUUGACAAGUCUCGACAAGUCUUGACAAGUCUCACCAAGUCUCGAAAGUCAGGCGAAUCUGACGUCGGCAUAAUAUGAAGGUACCUUGUAGCAGUUUAGAAAUGGUGCUGAUUCCAGCACACAUCAUCUAAUUUUAUUUUAAGUUAUACCUGUCAUUUUCUUAUCCGCCGAAAAGGAAAGGGACAGAUAAUCGAAAAGCGUACUGUUUAUGGAACACACGUAACUUGUUUCAACAUUUUAUGAUAAUGCGAGAGAAUUAAGUUAACAGCACACGUCAAAUGGGUUGCCUAUUUGAUUCACUCGCGUUAUUCACUCAUUCAUUUUGAAAUUGACACCUGUCAAAUUGUCAUCCGUCUCUUUCAAAGGAAAGAAAAGUCGGCGGAUAAGAAAUGACAGGCUUAACUUAAAAUUAGAAGGUAUCUGCAGGAAUCAGGGGCAAUUUUAUUUUAUCUAUUUAAUUAUAUCACAAUUUUAAAAAUAACGGGCCUAUUUUUUUUCUAGGUUUCGUACAAGUAGAAUCUAUAUCUUUUCUAUGAAUUCCAAGGUUUGGUUUUUUUUUUUGAUGAAAUUGUUAGAUUAAUGGUGCUGCUUUUGGUAGACAAAACUUAAUAUUAUUUUAGUCUGACAGCUCUGAAAGUAUUCUUCACUUACGACGAGUGUAAGACGGAGAUAGUGCAAGUUUUAGGACUGCCAUAUUAAAUUAAAAUUAAGUAAGUGUCUACAGGAAUCAACACCAUAUGGUUGAAAUUGUAUGAGGAGUUUUUAUCAUCAUAUUUGCAGACCUUCGUAUAAUUUCAACAAAUUUCAAUAGGAUAGUUGACUGGUAUUUUUUCUUCUUUUUAUAAAAUCUAGUCGUGUUGCUGAAGAUAAAUCUGAAAUCCGUUUUUCAAUAUAUCAUCUAACGCCGGAGAUAUUAAUGAAGCCGGAACUUGGGAGUUAAAAUGGCGACAUUGAAGCAAUUCAUAUAAGAAAGCAAUAUUGCAAUUUGACAAAUACGCAUAUAAAGGGCGCAAUGCAAACAAAAAAAACAAAAAUGUCAAAUAGCAAUAUUGCUAUUUUUGUUGUUUUUCGAAGUACAGUUGCUUCGAUAUUAAUAGUUAGUCACCCGUGGGAUGUUCCGUCCCGUUCUAACAAAACGGUAUUUUAAUGCAGGUCGUAUGACACUGGUAACAUGUGAAGUCACAAGCUCCUGUUGCCAUUUAUUUCCUUCCCUUAUUUUGGACGGCUGCAACUAAUUCAUUUUGCAACGAAUUUCGAUUCUGUUUUCACAGUUGGCUAUCAAUUUAUGUUUAUUUUGAAAGUUUAGUUAUAAAUGUAUAGUUUUUGAUACUUGUCAACUACCCUAGUAUAGUGCAUGAAAAGUUUAUAUAUUUCGCAGCUAUUCCAAUGAAACAAGGUUCUAAUAAGUUGGCUCGGGUCUGUUUUAUAAAGCUAUCAAUCACAGUAACUUAACACAGCAUCACGCUUAUAUCCCUGAAAGGGUAGGCAGUAAGGUAGGCGCCAGCUAUGUUCGUGUCUCGUGUAACAGGGGGCGAACCUACUGCCAUUAACCGGGCGCAAUUCCUGAAAACCACGUGAUAUCAAUAGACUAUCCAAUCAUGUAUUCAAACUCAUAACGACGGAUUCAGUGGUUUACAGCCCUGUCGGGAUUUGAACCCAUGACACUGGGAUGUAAGUCACACGUUUUCCGAACAGGGCUAGCACAAUAACAAUUGGAUACACCAAAAUGUUCGGUACGUGUGCACCGAUCUUGUGUUUAUUUUUCUGUGGCACUAUUGUAGGUCCACUAAUGCACUACUAUAAUUAAUAUUCAUUAAAAUUGAGGAGCACACAGUUAGUAUAGUUCGUAGCAUAAACAGCAAAAAAAAAUUGCUAUAGUAAAAUAUUACUAAAAUAUUUUGUAGGGUUGCCUACAAUACGCCUUAGUUACGUCACGGGCCCGAUUGUUCGUUACGAGUGACAUUUGUAGAAGCAAAUUAUGACCAAUAGCUUUAUAAAACGACCUCAGCGGCUCAAAGGUACCUUAGUCCAAAGGUACAUUAAUUAAUUAGUUAUAUUUUAGUAGGAAUCUAGGGAUAUGUUAAGAUAAAAUAAUCAGUGAGAUACGUCUAAUUUAUUUUACUUAAAUAUUGGUUGUACUUAUCUCUGCAGUAGGAUAAUUUAUGUAACGGAAAAAAUAUAAGAAAUGCAGUUACGAAUAAAUAAUGUACAAGUUUAGUGUCCGGCGAAUGGUGCCGGUUUAGGCAACCACCAACUUAAUUUGUCAGGAUUCAAACUAUCCCUUUCUUGAACUUAUUGUAAAUUAACGACAGCGCUAGUUUAGAAGCUGUCAAACUAAAAUAAGGUCUGUAUCCGCACGAAUAGGCACCAUUGUCUAGAUUAUCUUAUUAGUUAUUAGGUUGUUUUGUAAUCAAAUUUGAAUUUAUGGUAGACAAUUUUCCUUAAUGAAAAUGUUUCGUACCUAUAUUCUCAAUGAGUAUUAGCCGAUAAUUUGGAGUUUAUUUUACAAACAGUUAUACUGUUCAUAAACAUUCAUAUUUUCUGUUACUAUUCUAAAAUCUAAAAUACCUUAUGCAGACUUACUUGUUUUGACAGUUCUUGAACUAGUGUCGUCCUUCACUUAAAAUACGUGCAAGAGAGAGAUAGGGCUUCUUUUAGUCCUGUCAAAUUAACAUUUAAGUUCCGAAUCGAAACUUUUGGUAUACAAAUUCAGUUAAAAAAAAUGUUUAAUUGAUAAACACUGCCCUGUAAUAUAUUUAGUACUUGGUUUUUGCUGAUGUUAGCGGCAAGGACUUCCUAGUCAGUUUAAUGUAAAAGGCCUUCUACGUUGUUAAAAGUCAUUUGUAAUUUGUUUUUAACCAGUUUUAAGCGUAAUUUAAGAUGUUAACAAUGUUUUGCUAAAGCAGUAUACAAUAUUGAUAUAGCAACAUUACGACUGAUGCCUGUAUAAAUUUAUUUUUAUCAUAAAAUGGUGCUGAUUAUCAUCAUCUAAUUUUAUUUUAAGCUAUACCUGUCAUUUUCUUAUCCGCAGAAAAGGAAAGGGACGGCUAAUCGAGAGACUAAACAUUUAUGAAACACACGUCAAUUUUAGGCAGACUUAAAAAACUUUCCUAAAAUUUUAUAUUUUCCAAUAUAUUACCGACAGAAUUGACAGCACACGUCAAACGGAUUGCAUAUCAACAAGAUGCCUAUUUUAUUCACCCAGGUUAUUCAUUCAUUCAUUCACUCGUUCAUUUUAAAAUUAACAUUUGUCAAUCCGUCCCUUUCCCUUUCGGUGGAUAAGAAAAUGACGGGUAUAUCUUAUAACAAAAUUAAGGGGUGUCUGCAGUAAUCGAGGCCAUUCUUUAUUCAGUUACAUAAAAUGCAGAAUAUUUCGGAGUAUGGUGCAAUUUGUUAUACGAUGUUGCCAUGAAUACAUUUGAAAUCAUUGGCAUGUUUGUAAAGUAUAAUUAUUUCUAUUUAUAAACGCUUCUUAUAAUUUGAGUUGAUCUCGGCAAUAUUUUAGAGUGUAACGAAUAUUAUUUUUCGUGUUAGCUUUUUAUGUAUUUUUAUUGUUUGCUUAAAUAAUGAAUGAAAUAUUUUUGGUAUUAGAGAUAUAAAAUGUUGUUCUUAGUACGCUAAAAAAACGAAAAUCGUUUAAUAAAAAAGUUUGGUGCCAUUUAUGUUUCUUUAUUUACACCAUAUUAUUUUUUAUUUAUGUUUUAAUUUCUAGUGGAAUGAACUUUGUUUUUUAUUGUUCUCUAUUUGAAUAACAAUCACUGCCCUAAGAUAUGGGCUGUGCCCGCUCUAUCAGCGUUUACAUAUAAAAAGUAAUCUUUGAUGAUCCCGAUGUCGAAAAUCGGUGAAACUUAGCGCUUAAACACUUGUUGUCUCUUUCCCACACGCG